UCUUCUCUCCCCUUCUCCUCCUCUGCAAAACAAAAGGGGGCAAAAGAAGGAAAGGGAGCCCACCGGAGCCCGAGAAAGUGCCGAGUCGCAGCAGACCUGCCCCCUGCCCCUGCUGCUGCUGCUGGCGAUGAUCCGGUGACUACGGCAGAGAAGUGGAAGAGGAGUGGGAAAUGCUCAAACUUCUCUACUUGCCGGCUCCGAGCCUCCUCUCCUCCUUUUUCUCUCUCCCUGCCUUGCCCCCCCAGCAGCAGUGAUUUGGAUUUUUUUUGCCUCUCUUCUUCCAUGCGCUCCCGGCUCUUCCUUGCAGAGAAACACAAAGUUCACAAGCGAGCGGCUUUUGUUUACAUUUUUUUCUCUCUCACUCACACUUGACUCGAGUUUGGGAGGGAGAACUUUUUUCUUUUUUUUUCUUUUUUCCUUCCCCCCCCCCCCCCUUUCCUAUCCGCUUCCCUACCUCCCUUGACGACGCUGCCGCGCACCGCGGACCGGCUCUUUUCCACCCCUCUCCCCAAUUCCUGUUGUUAUUAUUACUACUAUUAAUUACCAUCACCACUGCGGCCGCUCCUGACGGCGAGGCAAGCAUGCUCCUGAGGCUUCUCUCCCUGCUGCUGGCCGCCGAGCUGCACCGCGCUCUGGCCCAGCCGCCGGCACCUGCCGCCGCCGUAGCGCCACCGCCCCCCGCCGCCUCCCCGCACCCGCCGCCCCGGCCCCGGCCCGGCCCUCCCCCCAGGCCUCCCCACGGGGCCAGCGGCGUCGUGCAGCGCCUCGACCCGACCUACGCGGGGGGCGGCAAGGCGGGAUACGUCCUCUACGCGGGGGGUCAGCGCUUCCUCCUCGACCUGGAGCGCGACGGGGCGGUGGGGCCGCGGGACGGCCCGCCUCCGCGCUGCUACUACCGCGGCACGGUGGACGGCAGCCCGCGCUCCCUGGCCGUCUUCAAUCUCUGCGGCGGCCUCGACGGCUUCUUCGCCGUGGGCAGCUCCCGCUACACCGUGAAGCCGGCUCGGCGCGGCCGGGAGGCGGCCGCCCCGCACAUCUACGGGGAGGGCCCGGCCCGAGCCCCGCAUCUCUUCCGCAGGGAGCGCUUCAGCUUCGAGACGGUGCCGGCCCGCACCAGCUGCGAGACCCAAGACCCGGCCGGGACGGCGCUGUCGGAGAACGGGCGACGGCGGCGGAGGAGGCGUCGCUCCGUCUCCCGGGCCCGGCAGGUGGAGCUGCUGCUGGUGGCCGACGCCUCCAUGGUCCGCAAGUACGGGAAAGGGCUGCAGCACUACCUGCUCACCUUGGCCUCCAUCGCCUCCCGGCUCUACGCUCAUGCCAGCCUGGAGAACCACGUCCGCCUGACAGUGGUGAAGGUGGUGGCCCUCGGCGAGAAGGAGAAGGGGCUGGAGGUCAACAGGAACGCUGCCACCACUCUUAAGAACUUCUGCAAGUGGCAGCACCAGCACAACCGCCUCGAUGAUGACCAUGACGAGCACUAUGAUGCAGCCAUCUUCUUCACCCGCGAGGAUUUAUGUGGACAUCAUUCAUGUGAUACUCUGGGAAUGGCAGACGUUGGGACCAUAUGCUCUCCUGAGCGCAGCUGUGCAGUGAUUGAAGAUGACGGCCUCCAUGCAGCUUUUACAGUGGCUCACGAAAUUGGGCACUUGCUUGGGCUUUCCCAUGAUGAUUCCAAAUUUUGUGAGGAGAACUUUGGCUCCAUGGAAGAUAAGCGUCUGAUGUCCUCCAUUCUGACUAGCAUCGAUGCCUCAAAACCCUGGUCGAAAUGCACUUCAGCAACUAUAACAGAGUUUUUUGAUGAUGGUCAUGGUAACUGUUUGCUGGACCAACCAAGAAAGCACAUUGUGGGCCCUGAGGAGCUGCCGGGACAAACCUACGAUGCCAUUCGUCAGUGCAAACUGGCGUUUGGACCCGAAUACACAGUGUGUCCCGGUAUGGAUGUCUGCUCUCGCCUCUGGUGUGCAGUUGUGCGCCAAGGUCAGAUGGUUUGUCUGACCAAGAAGCUGCCUGCUGUGGAGGGAACACCAUGUGGAAAAGGGAGGAUCUGCCUACAGGGAAAAUGUGUUGACAAAACCAAGAAGAAAUACUACUCAGCUUCAAGCCAUGGUAACUGGGGGUCCUGGGGACCUUGGGGACAGUGCUCUCGUACCUGUGGUGGAGGAGUUCAGUUUGCUUAUCGUCACUGCAAUAAUCCAGCUCCUAGAAACAACGGCCGGUACUGCACUGGCAAGAGGGCCAUCUACCGCUCCUGCAACGUCACACCCUGCCCAGCAAAUACUAAAUCUUUUCGACAAGAGCAGUGUGAAGCAAGGAAUGGCUAUCAGUCUGAUGCAAAGGGAGUCAAGACAUUUGUUGAAUGGGUCCCCAAGUACGCUGGAGUACUUCCCGGAGAUGUUUGCAAGCUCACCUGCCGAGCCAAGGGAACUGGAUAUUAUGUGGUAUUUUCUCAGAAGGUAACUGAUGGUACUGAAUGUCGACCGUACAGUAAUUCAAUCUGCGUUCGGGGAAAAUGCAUCCGAACUGGUUGUGAUGGCAUCAUCGGUUCAAAGCUCCAGUAUGACAAAUGUGGUGUGUGUGGAGGAGACAAUUCCAGCUGCACAAAAAUCAUGGGAACCUUUACCAAAAAGAGCAAGGGCUACACAGAUGUAGUGAAAAUCCCGGAAGGGGCAACCCACAUCAAAGUUCGGCAGUUCAAGACUAAGGACCAGAGCAGGUUCACUGCCUACCUGGCCUUGAAAAAGAAAAAUGGUGAGUACCUUGUCAAUGGAAAAUACAUGAUCUCCACUUCAGAAACAAUCAUUGACAUCAACGGGACUGUCAUGAACUACAGUGGCUGGAGUCACAAAGAUGAUUUCUUGCACACAAUGGGACACUCUGCAACAAAAGAGAUUCUUAUCGUGCAGAUACUUGCGACUGAUCCAACUCAACACAUGGAUGUCCGUUAUAGUUUCUUCGUGCCAAAGAAGCAAGGGCAAAUGACUAACUCUGUCACCAGCAGUGGCAGCAGCAGCAAAGUACCUCCACAGCUCAUGCAACCCCGCUGGGUUACGGGGCCGUGGCUUUCUUGUUCUCGAACAUGUGACACAGGAUGGCACACCAGGACUGUCCAGUGCAAAGACGGGCAUGGAAAAUUAGCUAAAGGAUGUCUUCUCUCCCAGAGACCAUCAGCAUUUAAACAGUGCUUGUUGAAAAAGUGUUAACCUGUGGUUGUGAUCUUCUUUACAAGAGGUUUGAUUAAGCCAUUGUUGACAUACUGGUAUUAGGUCUGCCCAGACAGAGAGAAGCAAAGGCUUCAAUGUACUUACAUACAGUCUCAAAUUAUGGGCAGAAUCUGCCUAUUUGGACCAAAUGAAGAUGUGCACUGCUUUAAAUAAUAGUAGGGUUAUCUUAAUAUGUCAAAAAACUAAGUAUCAAACUUGUUACAAGCCCUCUGUGUCUGCAAAAAUCCAAAAUAAAAUGAUGCAAAAGAAGAAAAACUAGUGAAUGGAGGAUCCUGGGAUAUUUGAAGGUUACAGAAUCAUCUCCCCUUUUUCACCUACCUCUAAUACAGUAUAUCUUUAGAAAAUGUCACAUGUACCCAUGAUACCACAGUAGCUUAUUUUAUACUGUUUUGUAAAUAUCUUUCAUUUGGUAUGUCACUUUAUAUCACUUGGUUCUAUUAAAAGAUCAAAAGACAAUAAGCAAAGUAAUAGACCAAAGUAUAUCUGCAGCCCUUGAGGACUUGGUCCAUUCUUCAAAAGGGGCUGCAGAUGUUUUACUGGAAAACGAAGAGCUUGCUACUGGUUUUAAAAAGUUACACCUUUUGGUUUUGACAAAAGGAAACACAUUUUCGUGCUAGGAAUUUCCUGGUAGCAGAUCAUUAUUCUGUGACAAAUACUGUUUCCACCACCAACUCUCAGAAGCAGCACUGCAGCAGCUUGCAGACCAGGGAUCCCCACAUGUGCAUUGCUCCAAUACCAGCACCAUCAGCAACUCCUCACCAUGUGUAUGUCAGACACACAGAGGAGGAGGAUUUCGCUGCUAGGGGGGAUUUGUGUGCACUUUGCUUGUACACCUGGCACUGGUUCUGGCUGUGUCACUGCUUGGGGUCCUUGUCAAUGAACAAUAGCUGCUAGUUUCUUCUUUCAAUAAAACAAAGGCAUACUGUAUUUUGUAGAAACUAGUUAGAGAACCAAAAAUUACAGGUAAAAUAAUCAAGUGUCUUCUAACUCAGAUAUUCUGAGGCUGUGUUCGACUGCUUUCUCUGUUAUUUUCACUAUGGCUUCCACCUUGGAUCUAACAAUGUGUAAUAUACCUACAUCUUUUUAAGAGGCUAUAAAAGUCAGAAAAAACACAGCAAGCAGUUAAUAUUUUAUCACUGUUCUGUCCAUCAUGUCUAACUCUGGUAUUCAUCUUACCAGCAAAAGUUUGUAACUAUUUGUCUUUUUUGAUUGUUUUGUGUGUGUUUGGAGUUUUUUUAAAGCUCUAGAAGGCAUUCAUGUUUUGUAUAUCUACCACAUUUGAGAGCAAAAGGGGUCACUAGGAAGUCAAACCACAUCAGGAUGUGGAGGACUUGCCCAAUAUCAAUAAAACUGUUUCCACAGUACAGGCAGUAGCAGGUAGUAGUUUUCAUUGGCAGUAACUUCUGAAUCCCAUUAUUGUAGGUAGAAGUUCUGUGACUGAAGAUGGGCAUUUCACUGUAUGCAGGUGGCAGGAGGAGGCCAGAUAGCAACCCUGCUAAAAUUAACUUGCUUUUCUAUCAGCAGGCUUUGAAUUCAGCCCUAGAAUAAUGGUACCAAAAGUGGUUCGAAUAUACUGAUGAAAAUAGAAUUCCGUCUUUCAUUUCUUUGACCAUCCACAUAGGAUAGUAUGAGACUGCAGGAGGAUUGUCAGACAAGCCUUACAGCUGUAAGUCACUGGUACUUGAGCACUGAAAUACCCCAGGGUCUUCUGAAAAUCCCAGUCAUGAAAUCAGUAGAGAAAACGUUGGCCUCUGUAGCAAGAAGGGCAGGUCUGACUCAGGCUGACACAAACAUGUUUUUGUAACAGCGGCAUGUUUUUAUGAACUCUUAGAAAGCAUGUGAUGAUUUCGAAACAUCAUUGCUACAUCUACAAGUGUGAAACCUGGAGAAACCUUUGUACCAUGUUCUAAAUAAACAAUAAUAGGGGCAGGGCCUCUUCCUCUGUCAAAAUGAAUUACCAGCGAAUGCUACUAGUCAUCUUCAGCUUUCAGAAGUGCUUUGGCCUUCUUUUUUGGAGUAGCCCUAUGCAAAACAGUGGAUCUUGAGGAAAAUUCCCCACUUAAUCUCUGAUCCCAUCCUAAGAACUGAGGUUGAGGCUCUGCAGAGAUAUUUGCAGAGAUACGGAAUGAUUAAAAUUUAUGCCUUCUCUAUCUAUUAAUGUAAGCUCCCUUUGAAGUGUCUUAUUUUCCUUUCCAGUAAUCUAAUUUUUAUAUCUGUAUUACAUGUGUUCUAGCACCUCUCAAAAAGGCUUAUAACAAAUAGAAACCAUCAUUAUAGGAGAAAUAAGGACACUUCACGUGUCUCGGCAUAGACUUAACAUUUGUCUCGGCGUACAGCUGCAGUAUUAAGUGGCAUUUUUUUUUCCUGUAUUUUAUAAUGUGCAAGAGACAAAAUGUGCAAGUAUUUGUGUUUGCAUCAUAAUAAUAAUUGAUACUCAACAGGAUGAGUAAAGCUUUUGGAUGCUAUUCAGGCUCCAGAAGAGCAAUACCAGACGUGGGUAUAAAUUUAAAGCUUCCUUAGAUCAAGGGUAUCUUUUUCAUAGAAAGAGUUUAUUUAUAAAAAAAUAGAUAAGUAUGAGAAUAAACCACUAUAAUGACUUUUCCCUUUUCACCAGCCUAGUAAUGAAGCAAAUUAACAUGAGCAAAAAGCAAGUUGCCUUUCUGUGGUGAGAGGGCAAAGGAGACAGAGCGAGGAAGCAAGCCUAAAAGUGUAAGAUAAGCCAGGUCAGCCUGCUCUAAUUAGCCCUUUUUAGCUGUUCUUUUUAAUCAGACUCCAGUUCCAAACCUUGCUUUCCUCGGUCAUAGCUAUCUCAUAUAACUGAUGAUUAGAAAAUAGGUGCAAGGUAUGUAUGUGACCUUGUAAUUUCAGGUUCUGUUCUCAGCUAAAUUCUUUGUCACUCACACUGUUAUGUCAUUGUUUACGUUACUACCAAGUGUUGCCAAAUGUAAAAUGCAUCUAGAGUGUUGAAACCCAGACUGCUGUGGGUUGUUUUUGCAUAGAAAGAAAUGAUCCUCAGUGUUAAAUUCACUGCUGACUCUUUGGAACAUGUCUCCAGUGCCCUUAGGUGGAAUUGGACCUCUAAGCAUUAGUGGGUUUUAGAGUAUCUGCUUUCAGAUAAGAGAUUCUCAUUAGGAAAAAGCCUAUCAUCUUUGGUUUGACAAGAUGUAUACAAGAAAUUAAAUUUAGCUGCCCUCCUGUGGAAACAGUUUUAUCACAAGGGGGAGAGGGAAUAAUCUUGUGAAUUAAUCAUAAAUGUUUAAAAACAAACAAAAAGCAACACAGCACUGAAAAAAAUAAAAUAAUUUAUUGUUUUUACAACUGGUAUGUGAAUGGAUGUAAUGAAUUUAUUUAUUCUUAUUUAACAAAAAUACCAAUUGUGCAAAUUCUAUAUUUAAAAUAUUUUGCUAUCGUCUCUGUCUCUCUUUCUUGCUCUCUUUUAAUUUAUGCUACAAAUUUGUAUUGAAAGUACGCCUUGUGAGUUUACAUAAUAUAUGGCACUGGUUAUUUUUUUGUAUGUUUUUAUUUAGUUUUCUGCAUGGAACAGGAGUAUAUGUGUAUACAUGUGAGCACACAGUAUAGAUGUAUAUUCUUUUUUCUGCUACCAUCUUUUUCUUAGAGAACUUGCAGAUUUGUAAUUUUGUGCACCUCAAGCUCAAAGCUCCUUGUUACAUUUCACUCAACUAGCAAGUCAAGAGAAAAACCCAUACCAGCUCCUGAAGAAGUCAGCCAACAGACUUGCUUCACAUAGGCAGAUGUAAUUCAUGCUGUGUGCCUCACUGAUUUACCACCAAAGCUGGUGCUCAACAGAAGCAAGUUCAGGCUUCUAGUAAAUGGUAAUCCUCUGUAUGUGAAUGAAGUUUAUCUGAGUUGUCAGGGUGGUAAGUGAGUCUUAUCUCAUGCUUCUUAUGUUUAAGUGAAAACACUACAGAGAAACCCAUGUGUGCCUGUUUAAAAAUAUAGCUGAAUCAAUGUAUGAUUUGGGUUAUGAGGACUGAACCAUUAAGAAGGCUACUUAUCCGGUCUUUUCACUAUUUGUAUACGUAUAUAAAUAUGUAUAUAUGGCUAUAAAAAGUCAAAAGCCCAAUUUGGAAGGAUUUGCAAUGUUUAACUUCAUUGUAUUCUAGCUCUUUGCACCACAUCACUCACAGUUAGAUGCAGAAAAGCCAGCAAAACAUGUUCCCAGUGUUUCCUUAAAAAUAACAGUAUGUUUGCUUCCACUUUUCAUCCAGUCCAACUACUGCUGAACUCAAGAGAGCUUGUGUGGGUCCAGUGUAAGGGAAAAAAUGUAGGCAAACCUGCAGCUUUUCUACAGUCAAUUUAUUUAACAAAACAAAUUAUUUCUGUAGCCACUUCACUGUAAGAGCAGUACUACAGACUGCAAUCUAUUUCAAACUGUUGGAAGUUAUCUUGGUAAUCAGUGCCCACAUUCACACCAGUUAAAUUCCAGCUCAGGCCCUCUGCCCAGGGUCUGCUGCCAUGCAGGCACUACCAAAGACCCAGAGACAGCUACAAGGCUUUAGAUGAAUCUGUGAUGGCCAGAGGGUGACACUUCCUCACUUAAGAUCCACUCAAAAAUCCCAGGGAAUGACUAUAAGCCUUGACUUUGAUGAUCUAUAGGGCAGGCUUUAAAGGAGAUUUGUAAGGAUGGAACAUUAAUAAUUGCGGGUUUUCAGCAGUAUGUUUAGGUGAGUGUUUCUCCUCAUUCUGAUGCAUACCAUGCUGUUCUUUGUCACUGAGAAAAAUGGAGCCUAUAGCAAGAGCCAAAAUUAGAUUCUCUGAGUAUGGGCUGCAGUUUUCCGAAAAAAAAGUUGCUGGUUUGAAGGAGGUUGGUCUUUUUUUAAUGAAGUGCUUGGUUUUUAUAGAGUUGCCAGAACACAUCAUUGCGUUCACACUUGUCGUUUGUAUCAUUUUCAAGAGGUUUUUCUAUUGUGGGUACACUGGCACUAGCUUGUAUAGUAGAGCUACUUCAACAUACUUGUUCUGAAUAAGGUUGUAUAUACAGGUAUUCCUGAUUUGUCAUGUGUACCAGUAAAGACUCUAAAUGUAAGAUAAAUUAUUAGGUCCUCACUGGCUCCACAAAACGUAGCUUUGGGGUUUACAAGACAUUAUUGCAAGUGCAAGUUUUCAGUGAUAGUGGGGUAUUCCAAAUACGAAAUCUGGAACACCCCAAACAUACUCUUAGUGUGCCAGGUGAGUGGUGUAAGAUCUCUUCAGACACACUAUACCAAGCAUUUUGAUACUGUCCAAAAACAAAACUCACAAUGUCAUUUGCCCUGAAAAUUGUCUGCAGAGGCUCACAGUCACUGUAAGGACACUAAAACCAUUUCCACACACAUUAACCUUGUGUCGUUCAUUUGAAAUACGUACGGGCACAUGUAGAACUUUACUGUGGCUAAAUGCAAAUCCCUGGGUUUUGUGUGUGCAUGUGUAUAGAUAUAUGUAUGUGCACAAAUGAGUAUUUGGAUCUCCAUUACUUCCACUCACAGGGCAAAAUAGUUAAACUGGUUUUAGGUAUAUUUACUUACAUUCAGAGUAACUUCAUUACAUCAUUUGGCUUUGCAGGAGCUGCUUCAGACUUAUACCACUUUAAGUGACAGCGUAAUUUGUCUUUUAACUUAUAGGAACUGGUUUACACAAUUUGUCAUGAGAACUGUGAAAUUUUCAGAUAGUUUAUUGUGCAAAACAUAUUCACUGACAGUCAAGCAUAUAUAAAUUGUUAGAAUCCCAUCAGAUAGAGGAAAUAAUGUACUGAAUUCAAGUAUGUUGGAGACAGCGUAUACUCCUGUUUAGCAAUAAAUCCAUUUGAUUUAUAUUCCCAGGUCAUCUGCCUAGUAUCAGAUAAGAUAAAGCAAGAGAGGUACUAUAGGUAAGACUAACAGGAAAGCACGCAUUUGGUUUAUCUUAGAUUAUUUCAUGUGCCUCUUUAUACCAUCUAUUGGUGUCAGUAUAUUCUGGGAAGUGUCACUUUGUGCAUUACAGAUAAUUCGGCUGAAGUUCCAGUACCCUUUGAAAAAACAAGAUGUGUCACAAAACUUUUUUUCAUCCUAAUAUGUGUCUAAUGGAAGAGUUAAUAUCUUUAGAGCACUACUGUGUCAGCCCGUUUACAUUAUAAAUAAUGUUACGCAAAAUACAAAUUAAUUUGAACUGAAUUGUACAAGGUCUACACUGUACUACGAGACAUUGAAGGCCAAUAUUUUGGUUUGUAAACUACUACUUAUGUAUAAUUUACCAGUUGUAAUCUUAACACAUUUGAUUCUGUGAUUUCAGUAAAAGUAAUAAACUGUAUCAUAGGUCCAAAA
Molecule: messenger RNA, 9520 nt
Organism: Pezoporus occidentalis (night parrot)
Lineage: Eukaryota; Metazoa; Chordata; Aves; Psittaciformes; Psittacidae
Gene: ADAMTS5
Product: ADAM metallopeptidase with thrombospondin type 1 motif 5
Exons: 8
Coding region: 582-3200 (872 amino acids)
Biological process (GO): proteolysis; extracellular matrix organization
Cellular component (GO): extracellular matrix
Molecular function (GO): metalloendopeptidase activity
Source: RefSeq, a predicted model, not a curated record